UUUUUACCAAUUCACGCCAUCUUACACUGAUUUCAUAGCUUUAUAACAGCAAAUACUCCCAAGGAUUGUUUGUGAGCACAGAAAUUGGCAGGUUAUACCAAGUCAGUACCUGCUUAAAAGAGUAAUAUAAGUUACUACAUCAACUACCUUAAGACUUAGUUUUUUUUUUUUUUUUUUUUGAGGAAACCUCAAGGCUUAGUUAACAUGACAUGAUAACUUUCUUGACAAAUUUACGUGCUCUACAAAAAUAUGACCAAUUCAACUCCAAAACAAUCCAUCAGUAAAACCUAUAAAAAGGGUUACAAUCCAUCAGUAAAACCUAUAAACAAUCCCAAGCAAGAAACCAUCACAACUUACAAGUGCUCAAACUCAUACAAAAGAAAUAAAAGUUCAUUAUAUUACAGUAGAAACUAAACGAUAAAUCAGACAUCAGAAACCAUGGCAGCUUACAGAUUCAUUGCGUACUUAACACUGUUAGCUCUAACAUCUAGUGUAGUCUUUGCCACCGAUCCUACACAGCUCCAAGACUUUUGUGUUGCCACAAAUGACCCUAAAAAUGCAUUGUUUGUAAAUGGGCUAUUCUGCAAGAAUCCAAUGGCAGUUACAGCAGAAGAUUUCUUCACCAAUGGGCUUGACAAACCUGGUAACACUAACAAUAAGCUAGGCUCAGCAGUUACUCCUGUGGCAGUAGCACAAUUGCCAGGACUCAACACCCUUGGCAUAUCACUUGCUAGGCUCGACUUUGCUCCAUAUGGCCUUGUUGCUCCCCAUACACACCCCCGUGCCACUGAGGUUUUCACAGUGAUGGAGGGUACCAUUUAUGUUGGUUUUGUUACCUCUAACCCAGCGGAUAAUAGUGCAAACAAGCUCUUUACCAAGGUUCUCAAAAAGGGAGACGUCUUUGUUUUCCCACAAGGUCUCGUUCACUUUCAACUCAAUGUUGGCAAAACUCCUGCUUUUGGCAUUUCUGCCUUGAGUAGCCAGAAUCCAGGUGUGGUCACUGUUGGUAACGCUGUUUUUGGGUCUGAAGCACCUAUCUCGGUUGAUGUUCUUUCAAAGGCCUUUCAGCUUGAUGCUAAUGUCAUCAAGUACAUUCAGUCCAAGUUCUAACUGCUUACUUCCUGACUGGGAACAGACAGAACUAUUUAGUGCAGAGUGAUCAAUUAU
This is a messenger RNA of Chenopodium quinoa (quinoa), 1167 nucleotides long. RefSeq names its product putative germin-like protein 2-1. Lineage: Eukaryota; Viridiplantae; Streptophyta; Magnoliopsida; Caryophyllales; Amaranthaceae. Gene Ontology annotation, cellular component: cell wall. The transcript is spliced from 2 exons. The coding region runs from base 439 to 1110 and encodes 223 amino acids. The record is from RefSeq and is a predicted model, not a curated record. Gene Ontology annotation, molecular function: manganese ion binding.